This is a messenger RNA of Cephus cinctus (wheat stem sawfly), 5812 nucleotides long. RefSeq names its product centrosomin (gene cnn). Gene Ontology annotation, molecular function: gamma-tubulin binding; protein kinase binding; calmodulin binding. NCBI's taxonomy places the organism in Eukaryota, Metazoa, Arthropoda, Insecta, Hymenoptera, Cephidae. Gene Ontology annotation, cellular component: perinuclear region of cytoplasm; microtubule organizing center; microtubule plus-end. Gene Ontology annotation, biological process: positive regulation of microtubule polymerization; negative regulation of centriole replication; regulation of mitotic cell cycle spindle assembly checkpoint. Bases 961 to 5175 code for a protein of 1404 amino acids. The record is from RefSeq and is a predicted model, not a curated record. The transcript has 16 exons.
AGCCGCUAGUCGUCCCAAGUCCGUCAAGCAGCUUGGAACUCCCGUUUUUUUCCACGCGGCUAAAAAUACUUGAAAAGUGUCCAAAAAAUCUAUUGGCAAAAUCGAAUCGGCCUAUUCUCCUUUUGUUUUCUCACGUCUCAAGUUACGAGGCGUCGCGACGCUCAACGGCGAGAUUGGCAUUUCCUUUUUUUUUUACUCGGAUUUGUCUAUACGCUUGAUAUUACAAUGGGACUGUCUAGACCAUGUGUUAAGAAAAGAUUAUUUUUCUUGAAGAAAAUGGUGAAAAAGGAUAAGUUGCGGAACGAAUGAUGUUCUAAAUCUUUUGACAAUCCUGUGUAAUAUUUACGGGAGUGACUGUGAGUGACCGUUGCGUAUCCACGUAUAUCGUAUAUGUGCUGAAAUUGCGCAAACUGCAUUGCCCGACUAUAUACGGAUACGUUUAAGGAAUCUACACACGCAAGGACUAUAUCGGUUUGAUAGAAGAGACUGAUUUGCAACGUACGUUUAAUCGUAAUUUCUGUAUGUAUAUAUAUAUAUAUACAAUGUGUAUAUACAUUUUAUAAAAGAUAAGCUUACGCUUCUAGUGUACGUGUGAUAUCAUCUGGUUUCAUCUUAAACGAGAGUUAUCUGAAUUGAUCGGUCCAGAACACAUGUGCGCAGUGGCUAUUACGAAUGGAAAACAAUUUUCACGUGCACGUGUCCCAGUGCUAUUGAAGCCAGUUUGACAGGUAGACAUUUUGAAAAAGUGACCGGUUCAAAGAAAUCAUAAAGACAUAUCGAAAAGUACAUUCGCAAUAAGUCAAGGACAACUUUUGUUCCUUCAUUGAUUCGUACUUGUGUUUAGUACGGAUGUUGACAGUGCCAAAGUGUUUAAUUGUUACAAGUGUACACAGUAUUAAGUUUUUCUUUUAGUGUAAGGUUGCAUUGUACAUUUGGCGGGAAGUUUGAAAAGACGUCAAAAUGUUUUUCGGCGGAUACGGAUAUUCUGGACAGAGUCAAAAUAAUCCUGCUUCGCCAACACGUACGAGCGUUUGGGGCAGUGCAUAUAGUCCCUUUAAGAGCACCAACACACCCUUACCGGACAUCACAAUGAGCCAGACGCUUCCACUGCUCCAUGGUACGCACGUGAGGUCACCUGGCAAGACAUCCCCCACUGGGGCCAUUGGGGGUGUACCCGGAAUCGGAGCCGGGGGUAGAACCAUGAAGGAAUACGAGGAUCAGUUGGAAGCCUUGAAGAAGGAAAACUUCAAUCUCAAACUUCGAAUAUAUUUUCUGGAAGAGAGAAUGGGUAUUACUUCGGCGGAUGAAGGUGCUGUCAAGAAGAAUAUUGAGCUUAAGGUGGAAGUGGAAUCCUUGCGGAAGGAAGUAAUCGAGAAGCAGGAACUUCUCAGUCAGGCGGCUAAAGCUUUUGAGCUUAUUGAAGAGCAGAAGGAAGUGUCGUCGCGCAACCAGGCACAAUAUCAGCAAUCGCUUGAAACUGAACGUGAGAGGAUAGCGCAACUUGAGAAGGAACUGGAAGAGUACAAAGAGAAAGUGAUGGACAGUUCAACAUACUACAAAGAGACUUUUGGUAUAACGCCUGAGAAAGCACUGGAGAAUGAAGAAAAAUUACACCAGAUGGAAGAGUUGGUAGCGUCUCUUGAGGCCGAGGUAAAGCAGAUUACAGGGAGUCUCGAGGAGGAGAGAAAUUGGGCAUUAGAAUUGGAGAGCGAGAGGGAUCAGUUGAAGGAGCGUUUAACGAGCGAGAUCAAACUACGUGAGACUUUGACAAUCGAAAGAGACAAAGAAAUAGAUAAUCUACGAGAGAAAGUUAGGGAUUUGGAAGAUCAAUCCUUUAAAAAAGAAAGCAUUGUCCAGCAGUAUAGAAACGACCUGGCCGAGAAGGAGAGGAUCAUUCGCGAGAAGAACAGCCUCCUUGAAGAGAAGAUCAGAGCAUAUGAAGAUCUUGUUGCUGUUUCUGAGAAGAGGAAGAAGCAAGUUGAUCAGCUGAGAAUUUCCGUAAAGUCAAGGGACGAUGCACUUACAGAUCUCAACAACAAGCAUCGCACACUUUUGUCUCAGUUUGAAAAUAGCAACACCAGACGUUACUCGCCUCCUUGUAGCCCAUCGACGUUAAACUCCGUCGAAGACUCGCAGUCGCCUAGAAUGGGUCAGAGGUCAUCCUGUUUCAACAGCCCGCCGAAGACCUGUCCGUUGGAUUGGGAACCAAACAGAGAAAGAUCUUUAAGGGUCUCACAGACUGCGUAUUCUGAAUCCAAAGAACUUAAAGAAUUGUCUAAGGAUCUGGAGGAUCGCGAACGAGAACUGAAGCGACAGGAAGAAGCAAAGAAACAGUUGAUCCUAAAAUUGUGCAAUACACAAAAGUCGGCUGAGUCCACUGAACAAAGGAGAAAGAAAUUGGAGGCGGAGCAUGAGAAAGCUCUAAAGAUGAUCCAGGGCUUCAUGGAGCGCCAGGAGCAUCUAGAGGAUAUGCAAGUUAAGAAGGACAGAAAGAUAAUGGAAUUGGAAGUGGAACUUAACAGACUAAGAAGUUUGGACGGUUCAUAUUCAGGAGGGUCAAAAGUCAGAAGUGUACGAAGGAACAUCAGCAACGACAUGACGGAGAAUCCGGAGCGUGACCAGUGCAGCAGCCAGCGACGAUUCGAGGAAAUGGAGAGCAAGAUUAACGACCUCAGGGAUCAGAUUGAGAUCAUCAAGGCUGAGAAGAAUAGACUUGAGAAGCAGAUUCAAAUUGAAUCAGAGGAAGUUCAGGAACAGCUGCGAGAACGUCAGCAGAGGAUAGAGAUUCUUGAAUCUGAAAGGAGCAGCAUGAAGAACGAAUUAAGAGAAAAGUCCAUAGAGUUGGAGAGUUUGAAAGAGGCUUAUCAGGAAGCUACUAUUAAGAUUAAUCAUUCAGAAUCUAGUAGUACGGAGGAUCAAAUUAGAUUGCGCCAAGAACUGACGUUCAAAAAUAUUGAACUCGAAGAGAAAAAUCAAAGGAUUGAUCAGCUGACUAAAGAGCUACAAAUAAAGACACAGAAUUUGCAAAAAUUAGUGAACACUGAGCUCUGGAGUAAAAACAAAGAAAUUGCGAAAAUGCAUAAUCACAUGACAGCUACACUCUGUCAUGAUAGAAGUCGAAAUCGUUCAGACAUUAUUCAGGAAAGUGCCAGCGCGCAGCUGACAAACCUUAUAAAAGAAUUGGAUGACAUUGGAAUCAAAGUAAAGUUUACUAACGAAGUUAUUCAACUGAAUUACGUCAACGGAAGUGAACCCAUUGAUGUAAAGACUAUGACGAGUUACGUGCAGAAACUUGUAACUCAAAAGAAUCAAUUGGAAAAGGAAGUGGAUUAUUUGAAGUGGCUAAAAUUAGUGACUAGCCCGGAAAUAGCCCGUGAGAUUGAUGAGUCUGUAUCAGAAAGCGAACGUGCGAAGAAGUACUGUGAACUCUUAAGAAUGCAUCUUAAAGACUUGAUGAAGUUCAUGAAAGAAAUGUUAAGAAAUGGCGGACAAUCAGAUACGUUGAGUAACGAGCAUCAGAGAAUCGUUCUGGACGCUUUACUCAGUUCAAAGAUUCUGUCCAAUGACUUUGUUCAUGUUCUUGAAGGCAUGUCUGCCAAUGAAAUUCAAUUAAAUGAUAAAGUCAUGGAAAAAUGUGAUGGUUCCAUCAAGAAGAGUCAUUCCGAGAAACUUUUGAACAUGGGAAAACACCAGGUAUCGACUCAAUCCGAUUCUGAAGGAUAUUCCGAACCCGACAGGAGCGUCUCUUUGGCCAGGAUCGGAUUGUUACAGGAAACUCAACAAAAACUUCUGAACAGACCCAGGUUCUCCAAGUAUACAAAGACCUUUAGCGAUUCUGAAGAUUCUGUGGAUUAUAUUCCGUAUCAUAAAACAUAUCAGAAUGAUUUGAAUGACGGAGAUGCGAGUCAUCAACUUCAGGAACUCAAGGACACUAAUCAACUACUCUAUGAUGAAUUGAGUGCCUUAAGAAAAGAACUAAUAAACAAGGCUUCCUACGACUCUACACUCGACGAUAAAUUAACACCGCUAAUUGACAAAUUAGAAAAGUCACAGAGAUUCUGCGAGAAAUUACAGUGUUCCUUAGAGAGGCGGAUACACGAAUGUCACUCAUUGAAGCGUGAAAGUAAACAAAAUAGUAUGCGAAUAGCUCAGCUUGAAAAGAAGAUAAUUGAUGUUGAAAGUAUGGCGACGGAUGUAACAAAGCAGAAAACUGAGUUGCUUCAGUACAAAGAAAGCGCCGAGAGAAAAACCGCAGAAAUGUUAAUAACAUUGAAUAGAGAAAAUGAUGCGUUAAGGACUAAGAUAAAAAGUUUAGAAGAAGAGAACGAAGCGGCCAAGAAAAGUAUUGCGACGUACACAAAAGAACUGGAUCACUUAACUUUAUCUCAUAGUCAGAUUCUUGUAGAAAAUACUAAAUUGACCAAUGAGAAGUUAAGAUUAGAGCAGGAAGUCAGGAAAAUGGAAAGUAGAUACGAUCUAGCCGUUCGUGCUGUACAUGAUAAAUUUAGUAAGGAGGUAACAGAUCUCAAUCAAAUAAACGAAUCAAAUCGUGCAAGAAUGCAAGAACUGGAAGUCGUGAACAAAGAAUUACGAAGACACGUUGUUGUCUGUGAAGCUAGUGAUUCUGCUCCGAGUUCAAGUGGCAUAUCAUCAACACCAACAGAUGCGACAGUGAAGCAAACUUGCGACGACAUAAUGCAAGAAUAUCACUCCUAUAAUGGAUCACAGUAUUGGCUUCCAAUAAAUUAUCCUACGUUAACUGGACGUAGCAAGUCCAGUUGUUCUCCAGACCUGGGUAUCGAGAGUGACGCGGCUGUUACCACCACGAGGCCGCUCAAAGACACGCUCAAGAUCACAGAAUCCAUGACAAAUUUACUGAGCGACGAUGAGAACUGCAACAAUUGCACUCUACGAGAUUUGGACAGUGAAAGCCCGCUACCCAUAGAAGGUGGGCUUAAUUAUAGUCUGAACGAAGUGGAGGUACUGAAGCAGGAGAACGAGGCCCUGAAACGACGUCUGAUCAAAACUAGACGAGCCUUGGAGGAUACAUUUCAACAUCUGUCAGCUUCGAAUAAGAACAAGAAGAAUGUUGAGAAGGCUAUAACGAAACAACUGAUGAUUACAAAAAAUAUUCUGAAAAAGACAAGAACCUAUGAGGAACCCUUGGAGAACUGAGAAAUAAGAAUAUUUGAGAAUGACAGUUCAAGAACAAUAACUGGAGAAAUUUGGACCUUUGUUAGGAUGCCAUUGAUUUCUUACAGAUUGGUAGCUCGUUCUCCCAUACCGUUAAUUAUUCAUUCUUGUUCUUCUCAACUCCCCAUGUACACAUACUGAGCGUAUACCCUUUUUAUCGGGAUGACUGAGAGUUUAUACACUGUUAUGUAAAUGUAUAAUGACCUUACUUUAUAUAUAUGUAUGCACAAAUUUAUAUAUGCAUAUGUAUAAUGUUAGCAGAGGUCUGUAUAAUUGUAAUGAUUGCAACAAGAACAUAUUUUCUUAUAGAUCAUCGAGUGCUUUCUAAGAUGAUAUUAUCCGUCCUUCAUACUUGUCAAUUUUUUUUUUCCUCUUCAUUCUUCACUUUUUUGCGGACGGCAGAUGGUGUAUAUUGUGAGAUUUGUAUAUAUAUACAGAGAGAGAGAGAGAGAAGGUAUUUCUAGAAAUUCCAUAUUACUUUUUUCUUUUUUUUACUUAGAGAUUCGAUCACAAUCUUUGUCUAAGGACCGAACCAGAAAUUUAUACGAGUGUAUAUAAUUCCUAUGUAUUCGUUUUCAUCUGUACAUAACAACGAAUAAAGUGCCAUUGAUACUUGAAA